GUGACGAAUAUCAAAAUGCUGUCGGCACUGGUGAUAGUUUUCGCAUUUACGGGGAUCCAUUGUGAACCAGAAACAGUGAGAGAAAACUUUGAUUACUUUAGUUACGGUACUAACGAAGAUAUACUGAAGAACUUGGAUCUUCAUUUGCCGAAAGAUGAGAUUGUGCUGAGACCCCAGGAAGUCAAAGACUGGCCUCAACAGUCACUUAACGUAGGCCAGAUAACGGCUGUAUCAAUCAACUCUUUGGGGCAACCCUUAAUAUUCCAUAGGGCCGAAAGAGUAUGGGAGGAAAGCUCAUUCAACGAAUCCAACGUUUAUCAGAAUUUGGACAAGGGUCCCAUUAUAGAAGAUACGAUCUUAGUUCUGGAUCCUCACACUGGAUCCGUCUUGCACAGCUGGGGGGCGUAUGCCUUUUACAUGCCACAUGGACUCACAGUAGACCACCAUGAUAAUGUUUGGGUCACUGAUGUUGCUAAGCAUCAAGUGUUCAAGUACAUUCCUAACAACCAUAAAUACCCGAGCUUGACGAUCGGCGAGGCCUUCACGGCUGGCUACCCUUACCGUCGCCGUGUGUUGCUCUGCAUGCCUACAUCAGUCGCCGUGGCCACCACCGGCGAAAUAUUUGUCGCUGACGGCUAUUGCAACAACCAAAUACUCAAGUUCAACGCUGCAGGGAAACUCCUAUUAGCUAUACCCUCGUACUCAGAUACGCUGACCUUGAACCUACCACACAGCGUUACAUUACUGGAACAUUUGGAUGUCGUAUGUGUCGCAGAUAGAGAGAACAUGAGGAUCGUAUGCCCAAAAGCUGGAUUGAAGAGUUAUAUUAAGAUGUUGGAACCUGCCACUGUUAUUGAGGACCCUACUUUGGGCAGGGUGUUCGCUGUAGCGUCUCAUGGUGAUACGAUCUAUGCGGUGAAUGGCCCGACGUCCCAAAACAUUGCUGUCCGAGGUUUUACUGUCAAUGCCCUAUACGGAAAUAUCUUGGAUACUUGGGAACCUACCACUGGAUUCACGAAUCCUCAUUCAUUGGCAGUGACAAGAAACGGAUCACACCUCUACGUCACCGAAAUUGGACCCAACAAGAUCUGGAAGUUCGAAUUGACAGAUGUCUACGAUAAAAAGUAACCGUCUAUUGCCAUAGAUAAAUAAAACUAUAAUCGUUAUUCAAAGUAUAAAUAGUGAAAUUGCUUGACGGUGAAUAAAAUUCGCCAAUUUAGGAAGAGGAAACGAAAAAUUUUGAUUGAAAAGUAUAGGCGUUAGUUAAAUGUUUGUAAAGACAAUUAUGGGGAUAUACCAAUAUAACCUGGUAGUCAACAGUCCUAGUCAAAGUAAUUGUUCUUAAAGCUUCGAUAGCUCACCUGCCCUUGUUUAAUCAUAGAGCGAUACUUGCUUAACUAUAACCCUAUAUAAAUUGAAUAUUUAAAGGUUCCUGCCUCGACGGCUCAUUGAAACGAGAAAUGUAUAUUGAUAGCUAGUUGUAAAGCGAAUAUUUUAAUAUUGGGAUAAAGGGCCAAGAAAUGUAAUCACGCACAGACAAAUAAAGUCGUUUGAUUGGAUUGGACGUUACUAAAAACAGCGUUCAAGACAGCGUUCGUAAUAAAAUGAAAUACCGAUAUAUAUUUUCAUAAUAUAAUGUAACUUGUCUUCACUAAAUAAAAUAUUAAUUUAUCUUUAACGCAAUUCUAGUAGUUAUUUAGUAAUGUAGUAAGUAUUAAUUGGACCAAUAAUUGGCAUGUUCAAACGAAGUUUAAUCAGUAUAUCAAUUCGGUAGCAAUGAUAAUAUAAUAAAGUGAAAAAAUAUAGUAUUCAUUGAUGAAAUUAAA
This is a messenger RNA of Trichoplusia ni (cabbage looper), 1826 nucleotides long. Its product is annotated as peptidyl-alpha-hydroxyglycine alpha-amidating lyase 2-like. Gene Ontology annotation, molecular function: catalytic activity; protein binding. Gene Ontology annotation, cellular component: membrane; extracellular region. The coding region runs from base 16 to 1128 and encodes 370 amino acids. The transcript has 5 exons. The record is from RefSeq and is a predicted model, not a curated record. Gene Ontology annotation, biological process: peptide metabolic process. NCBI's taxonomy places the organism in Eukaryota, Metazoa, Arthropoda, Insecta, Lepidoptera, Noctuidae.